Molecule: messenger RNA, 1007 nt
Organism: Manis javanica (Malayan pangolin)
Lineage: Eukaryota; Metazoa; Chordata; Mammalia; Pholidota; Manidae
Source: RefSeq, a predicted model, not a curated record
UCCGUUAAGUCCUGUCCCUCACGUUCUGCCUCUGCAGUCUGGUCGCCUUACUCAUUUGCCUUUCUCCAGAAUCUGCAUUAGCAAAGGCAGCCCGGCAGCGUGGUCUUGCAGUACCAGCUUUUCACCACUGGAGGUCCUGGGAAAGGUUUCUGUCUGCUAGGGGAGCCUCGCUAGCUGUGGGAGAGCCCAGGCCCUGGUUGUUGCAGGAAGAGAUGGCUGCUGUUUUGCUCCUCUUUGGGAUGGCUACCACCAUAUAGGACCUGAAUGUCCUACUGCUUCCCAGGAACAGAAAGGAAACCCUCUAUUUCUCUGUUUCGGUGGUAGUAAAAAAGCUACUGAAUGGGCCUGAAUUUCAACAAACUAUCAGGUGAAUGGGACCUGUCUCCUUUCUUCCAAAAUAUCAGAAAUUAAGCAGUUUGAGAGAUUUGGCCAAGAUGACUCACUUACAGGCUGGACUCAGUCCAGAGACUAUAGAGAAAGCCCGCCUGGAACUGAAUGAAAACCCAGAUGUUUUACAUCAGGAUAUUCAGCAAGUCAGGGACAUGAUCAUCACCAGGCCUGACAUUGGAUUUUUACGUACAGACGAUGCCUUCAUCCUGAGAUUUCUCCGAGCCAGGAAGUUUCACCAAGCAGAUGCCUUUAGACUCCUGGCCCAGUACUUCCAGUACCGCCAGCUAAACCUGGACAUGUUCAAAAACUUCAAGGCUGAUGAUCCUGGCAUUAAAAGGGCUCUCAUCGAUGGGUUCCCUGGAGUGCUGGAAAACCGUGAUCACUACGGCAGGAAGAUCCUUCUGCUGUUUGCAGCCAAUUGGGAUCAGAGUAGGAACUCCUUCACAGACAUCCUGCGUGCCAUCUUGCUGUCAUUGGAGGUCCUCAUUGAAGAUCCAGAGCUUCAGAUAAGUGGUUUCAUUUUAAUUAUAGACUGGAGUAAUUUUUCCUUCAAGCAAGCCUCCAAACUGACACCUUCUAUCCUCAAACUGGCCAUUGAAGGGUUGCAGGAAAAUUGA